CAGAACAUUGCCUGGGAACUACACCAUGAUCACCCAGGUCUACCUGGUGGGACUCACCAGCCACCGGAGAACACAGAUUGCCCUCUUUGUGAUUAUCCUCAUUGCUUAUCUGAUCUCCAUGGUGAGCAACCUCCUCAUCAUCCUGCUGGUCCAAAUGGACUUCCGCCUCCAUACCCCGAUGUACUUCUUCCUCACCAACCUCUCACUCUUGGAGAUGUGCUUCACCAGCACCGUCGUGCCCCAGAUGUUGGCUCACCUGCUCACCGGGGAUGGGAGGCUUUCGUUUGGGCGCUGUGCCUUUCAGAUGUACAUGGCCUGCUCUCUGGGUUGCACCGAAGGCCUCUUGCUGGGGGCCAUGGCCUACGACCGUUACAUGGCGAUCUGCUGCCCCCUGGUGUAUGCUGUAGCCAUGAGCCAGGCACGUUGUUUGAUGCUGGCUGCCAUCUCAUGGGUAGGAGCCUUCCUUCUCUCUGGGCUCAUCACAGCCUUUAUCAUGCAGCUCCCUUUCUGCGGCCCCAAUGAGAUCAACCAUUUCAACUGCGAGUUUGUCAUGGUGAUAAGGCUGGGGUGCACCGACACGAGCUUCACAGAGGCCAUCAUCUUGGGGGUUGGGGUUUUAAUAUUAAUUGUCCCUCUGGCCACCAUCUUGAUCUCUUACGGACUCAUCAUGGCGACUGUCGUGCGCAUGAGCUCGGGCGAGAGCCGGAGCAAGGCUUUCUCCACAUGCGCCUCCCACCUGAUGGUGGUCACCAUGUUUUAUGGAUGCCUCAUUGGCCUAUACAUGAGGCCUCGGUCAGGGACAGACCCCAGCCAUGACAAACACGUUUCCAUCUUUUAUGUUGUCAUCACCCCUCUCCUCAACCCGAUCAUCUACACAUUGCGGAAUAAGGACGUCCAUGCCGCAGUAGCUAAAGUCUUCAGGAUAGAGCUGAUAAACACAAGGGCUGAGUGGUCUUGA
Lacerta agilis (Sand lizard) is the source of this 958-nucleotide messenger RNA. RefSeq names its product olfactory receptor 2D3-like. The transcript has a single exon. Gene Ontology annotation, molecular function: G protein-coupled receptor activity; olfactory receptor activity. Gene Ontology annotation, cellular component: membrane. The coding region runs from base 26 to 958 and encodes 310 amino acids. Lineage: Eukaryota; Metazoa; Chordata; Lepidosauria; Squamata; Lacertidae. The record is from RefSeq and is a predicted model, not a curated record. Gene Ontology annotation, biological process: G protein-coupled receptor signaling pathway.